AUGAAGGUCCCCCCUGUCCUCUUCCUCCUCCUCCUCGGCCUCACAGAGCAAUGGGGACCCUUGGGGACAUCAGGGACUCCCGUGGGACCCUUGGGGGGGGUCCUGUACCCCUUCGGGCCAGGUGUGGGGGAUGAGCCCACUCCCCAUGAGGACGACGGGACGAGCCCCGAGAUCUUUCUGUGGGAAAACUUCUCCUUCUUCGGGAGCGGCCACCACUCUUGCUACGUGGGUCAUGUGAACAACAAUGGGGUGGUGUCGUUCGGGACGAGGGUCCCCGAGUUCACCCCCCAGCCCUUCCCGCUGCCUGGCCACCGCCCCUUUGUGGCCCCGUACUGGGCUGACGUGGACACGCGGCUGGGGGGAGACAUCUGGUACCGCCAGAGCCGUGACCCUGAGCUGCUGGAGCGCCUGGCACAGGACCUGGCACCCACUGUGCCCCCAGGAGACCCCCCACCGCGCCCCACCUGGGCCCUCGUGGCCACCUGGGACCGUGUGGCCUAUUUUGGGGCCGCCUCGGACAAGGUGAACACUUUCCAGGCCGUGCUGGCCUCCGAUGGUGUCACCUGCUUUGUCCUGCUCAACUACGGGGACUUGCAGUGGACAACAGGCAUUGCCAACAUGGGGGACCCCCACACUGGACUGGGGGGCAUCCCCGCACAGGCCGGGUUUAACAGUGGGGACGACGUGCACUACUACAACGUGCCAGGGUCCCGCACGCCCACUGUGCAGACCCUCAGCCACCGCAGCAACCUGGGGGUCCCGGGGCGCUGGGCCUUCCGUGUCGACCACUUCGAGGCCACUGAGGGGCCCCUCGAGAUGCCCUCAAGGACCCCCAGGACUCCCUCAGUGCCCCCCGAGUCCCGCAGGACCACGGCAGAGCGGGUGUAUAACUGCGGGUUGUGA
Molecule: messenger RNA, 903 nt
Organism: Manacus vitellinus (golden-collared manakin)
Lineage: Eukaryota; Metazoa; Chordata; Aves; Passeriformes; Pipridae
Product: sushi, nidogen and EGF-like domain-containing protein 1
Exons: 5
Coding region: 1-903 (300 amino acids)
Biological process (GO): cell-matrix adhesion
Source: RefSeq, a predicted model, not a curated record